Lagenorhynchus albirostris (white-beaked dolphin) is the source of this 2344-nucleotide messenger RNA. RefSeq names its product mitochondrial poly(A) polymerase (gene MTPAP). Gene Ontology annotation, molecular function: poly(A) RNA polymerase activity. Gene Ontology annotation, cellular component: mitochondrion. Lineage: Eukaryota; Metazoa; Chordata; Mammalia; Artiodactyla; Delphinidae. The transcript is spliced from 9 exons. The record is from RefSeq and is a predicted model, not a curated record. The coding region runs from base 42 to 1769 and encodes 575 amino acids.
GGAAGCGGCGCCCUUUCGUCCGCGCUCUUGCACUUCUGACGAUGGCGGCUCGUGGUUUGGGGCUGUUGACCAGUUUGCCCCUCCGUGCUCGGAGAAGUCAAGUCCAGCGUCCUCUCUGCAGGCUUCUCAGUUGCCCAGGAACGGUGGCCGCAGCCGUCGGGAGGGAAGAGCAGUCCUCGGGGAGGGCGGAGACAGGCUCUGAAGACAGGACUCCAAAAAAGAGAUUCUCUGAGGUGCAAAAAGAGAGACGAGAACAGGCCCAGCGGACUGUGUUAAUCCACUGCCCAAAUAAAAUCAGCGAGAAGAAGUUUCUCAAGUACUUAUCCCAACAUGGAUCUAUUAACAACCACUUCUUCUAUGAAAGCUUUGGUCUUUAUGCUGUUGUAGAAUUCAGUCAGAAGGAAAGCGUAGCUUCACUGCAGAAUGUAACUCGUACUCCAAGCCUGGGCACAGAGGCUGCAAUUCCAUUCAGAUCACGUUACUUCAAUUUAAAGUUGAAGACUCCAUUAAACCAGACUUCUGAGCAGUCAAGUAUUCGAUGUAGGAAUCAGUCUUCUCCUUCAAGCAAGAAGCUUUUUGAAUUACUUUGUUGUGCAGAAAGUGUCGAUGAUCAGCUGAACACUCUCCUGAGGGAAUUCGAGCUCACAGAGGAGAACACCAAGCUCCGGUAUCUCACCUGCUCUCUUAUUGAAGAUGUAGCCGCUGCGUAUUUUCCGGACUGCACCGUCAGACCCUUUGGCUCUUCAGUGAACAGUUUUGGAAAAUUAGGAUGUGAUUUGGACAUGUUUUUGGAUCUAGAUGAAAUUGAAAAAUUUAGUACUCACAAGGUCUCAGGAAAUUUUCUGAUGGAAUUUCAAGUGAAAAACGUUCCUUCGGAAAGAAUUGCAACACAGAAGAUCCUGUCUGUGGUAGGAGAAUGCCUUGACCACUUCGGCCCGGGCUGUGUGGGAGUGCAGAAAAUACUAAAUGCUCGGUGCCCCCUUGUCCGGUUCUCACACCAGGCCUCUGGAUUUCAGUGUGAUUUGACUACUAACAAUAGGAUUGCCUUGAAGAGUUCUGAACUCCUUUAUAUGUAUGGUGCCCUGGACUCCCGAGUGAGAGCCUUGGUGUUCAGUAUCCGAUGCUGGGCUCGAGCACAUUCGUUAACGAGUAGUAUUCCUGGUGCUUGGAUUACAAAUUUCUCCCUUACCGUGAUGGUCAUCUUUUUUCUCCAGAGGAGAUCACCCCCUAUUCUUCCAACACUAGACUACCUAAAAACCCUUGCAGAUGCAGAAGAUAAGUGUAUAAUAGAAGGCCACAACUGUACAUUUGUUCGCGACUUCAAUAGAAUUAAACCUUCAGGAAACUCAGAAACACUAGAAUUACUACUGAAAGAAUUUUUUGAAUAUUUUGGAAAUUUCGCGUUCAAUAAAAAUUCCAUUAAUAUUCGACAGGGAAGGGAACAAAACAAACCUGAAUCUUCUCCACUGCACAUUCAGAAUCCUUUUGAAACUUCUCUCAACAUUAGCAAAAAUGUAAGUCAAAGUCAGCUGCAAAAAUUUGUAGAUCUGGCCAGAGAAAGUGCCUGGAUUUUACAUCAGGAAGAUAAAGAUCGCCUUUCGCCAUCAAAUAAUCAGCCCUGGGGGCUGGCAGCCCUGCUGCUACCUUCUGUAGCAAAUAGUAUGUCUCUUGCCAAGAAGAAAAAGAAGCCUGCAAGUGAAAGAAUUAAAAACUUGUUGGAAUCCAUAAAAAGUGAGAGUACAGAAAAUUCCACAGCCACCAAUGGGUAAAGAGCAGUUAGUACUCAGGCAUGAUGGCUGCUCCUUCGCUUUCAGAACUGGUUUUAGCCUCUAAGAUAAUCCCUGGACUGCCUGGAAGAAUGGUGUGAAAUUCUGGCAGAUCACACUUUCAUCCGAUGUCUCUCUUUUCAUGAUCUUCUCAUUGGGCCCCUUAAACUGGUCUGACAUUCUGCGAUGUUUUCAGUCUGAAAGCCAGUGGCACUGUAUUAAAACGCCAGCCAUGGGAACAGGUGAAAGAAGAUUGAAAUAUACAAAGCAAGUGGGAAAAAUUAGUUUUACAAUCAAACCAUUGUUGAAAUCUGCAUCAGUCUCUGGGUGUAAAUCAUUUAGAAGGACUUCUAGGUAUGUACAUACGUAGGCAAUGAAUACAAUAAAGUUGCAGAAUUUGAUAGUACUCUUUAUUUUUGUAUUCUUCAAAGUACUCGUAUUCACAUAUAAAUAAAAACAGAUGGGUACUGAUUUCCAAAAAUGUUCAUGUUUUUAAAACAGAUGAAUGCAGACACUUCAGUUACUACAUUCUAGGUAUUCUAAGCCAAAUAUAUGAAAAUACUAGUGCGCUGUAUUUA